AUGGAGGAGCAACUCAUCCAAGCCGUGGAGAUUGCCUCCAAUCCUCUCGCCAACGCGGGGCCCGACGUCACCUCCCAGGCGCUCCAGUUCCUCGAGCAUCUCAAAACCAUCACCCACGAAAGCUGGAGCGUAGGAUGGUCGGUGUGGUCAGCACGCAAUGCACAGGGCAAUGGUCCCAAGUAUAGCCAGAACGCCCGCAUGUUUGGUCUCAUGCUCGUCGACGACUUUCUCAGCAACCGCAUCAGCCUCUCGACCGAUCCUGCCUCCGCUGUAGCCUCGCUCCAGCAGUCGGCCGUGGAGUACAUUCAGAACGAGUAUGUUGCCGGCUCGGGCGAUGGUGCCGUGCCCUAUAUUAAAAACAAGUUCGCCCAGGUCCUCGCCGUCUUGCUCCUCCAGACCUACAACUUGCCGCCACCCUACACCCUCCUGCCCACGCUGCUCUCCACCAUUCGUGCCCAUCCCGCCGCCUCGCCAUCACAGCCCUCCACUUCGCAGCUUCCUCUCAAUCCGCUCACCACCGACCUCGUCUUGCGCGUCUUGCACGAUCUCUCGGUCACCCUCGGCUCCGACGUCACAUUGAGAGCCGUCCGAUCCAAAGAGCGCUUGCAGAGAGACGCCGUUAUCCGCGACGAGAUUCGUGCCAACCACGCUUCCAACAUUGCCGACUCCGUCUGGCGCGUCGUAGAAGAGGGCUUCGGCCGCGUCAACCUUGGCGAAAAUGCUCGCGAUCCCAACACCUCGGCCGGCGUCCGUAGCAUGUCGUUUGCAAACGCAGUCGAUCUCACCGCAGCCGCCACCAAGAUUGUCGAGGACUAUGUCUCCUGGAUCGACAUCAACCUCGUUGUCACCAACCACACUGUUCCACUGCUUUUCAACGUCUUGCAUCACCCCAUCCCAAAGAUCCGUACAGCCGCUGCUGAUGCAUUGCAUGGCAUUGUCAGCAAAGGCAUGAAACCAGCCGACAAGCUCUCUCUUGCACAGGCUCUCAACCUGCCAGAAGUCAUCACGCCACUCGAAUCACGGACGCGCACUGGUUCAUCAGCCCAGAACGGUCACAACGACACGAGCGACUCCAACAUUGAAUUCCGAGAGCACCUCGCUCGUUUGACCAACGGUCUCGUGCUCGAAAUGUGCAAAAUCCUCGAAGAAGGCGCUGCCGAAGAGACUACCAAAGCAGCGGCAGAGUCGCUUCUCAACUCAAUCUUGCCCCUCGUCCUUGCCUUCUUGUCAGACGAAUACGACGACGCCUCGGAACAGAUGUUCUCGGGCAUCAACAUGAUAUUGGUCAUCUACAAGAAGGCCCGUCGACGAGGCGCAGAGCUCACCGGCGCACGAGCCGAUUUUCUCUCCAACUUGAUUGGCGUUGCGCUUCAGAAGAUGAAGUUUGACGACGAGGCCGAGUGGCCCGCCAGCAGUUUCGGAGCCGCCGACGAUGACGACGAGGAAGAGGACGAGGAUGACGCCAAGUUCUUGGAGAUGCGAAGAAACCUGCAGACCAUUGUCGGUGCGAUUGCUGCCAUCGACGACAAUCUCUUUUCCACCAGCGUCGCGCAGCUCGUUCUGUCGACGUUUACCUCGUUCGAAGCAAGCGCUGCAGGCUCGGGCGCACAGCUCUCAUGGCAACAGAUCGAACUCGCGCUGUACGUCAUUCACUUUUACGGCGAUGUCAUGACCACAGCCACCGCAGCGCCCAAAGUGGGUCUCUCGCCCGCCAUGUUCGUUCAGAGCCCCGAAGCUGGCUCCAAAGGACGAGCUCCUAAGCUCGGAAAUGAGGCACUGGCAGCUCUUCCACUCAGCAACCUGGGCGAGAUGGUGCAGAAGCUGGUCCAGUCCAACGUCUCGUCGUUCCCCCAUCCUGCCGUGCAACUGCAAUUCUUCGAAUGCUUGGUGCGAUACUCCAACUUCUUCGCCGCGCGAAGCGGUUGCGUUUCCGACGCGUUGCCUGCCUUCCUAGACUGGCGCGGCGUCCAUCACGAAAAGCUCGGCGUGCGCAAGCGUGUCAACUACCUGCUGUAUCGCUUUGUGCGGGACCUGCGCGCUGUCGCCGCCGUGCCGCUCGACUAUGUGCAACGGCUGCUGCAAGGCUUGCAGGAUAUCUUGGUUGUUCGCGCCGAGCUCCCCGAGGUGGCACCAGACGAGGAUCCGCUGGCCAAAGCGACGGCGUCAGCAGGCUAUUUUGACAGUCAGUUGUACCUGUUUGAGACGAGCGGCAUCUUGGUGUCGCUGCUCAACAAUGCUCCGAACGACCAGGUGGUGCUGCUGAAGGCCAUAUCGGAACCGCUUAGCGAGCAGAUGCGCCAAGCAGUGCAGACGUUUCAACGCAACCCGUCCGACCUCACCUCGGUGCUUCAGGUGCAUCACCUUAUGCUCGCGCUCAGCAGCCUUUCCAAGGGCUUCCCAGACCUCAACCCGAACAGCUCCCAAGUCGAGCCGCAGUGGGUCAGCGUGUUCAAGAGCAUCACGGAGCAAGUGCUGGUGAGCAUCAGCUCGAUGAACCAGUUUUCUGUGGUGCGGGAGGCUGCGCGUGGCGCGUUUGCUCGAAUGGUUUCAACAUGCGGCAAGGCUGUGCUGCCUUACAUUCCUGGUCUCAUUGAUGCGCUGUUGAGCGAAGUGACGUCGCAGGAGCUGGUGGACUUUGUCAACUUUUUGUCACUGGUGGUGAACAAGUACAAGGAUGACGUCAGAGCGAUAGUCGACCAACUCUUCCUCAUCCUCGUGGAGCGCAUCUUCUACUUCCUCAACCAGGGCAUUACAGGCACAGACGAUGCGGUGCAAAAGUCGGAACUGCAGAAGGCGUACAUGAACCUGCUGUCUUCAAUGGUGCAUUCGGGCAUGGAGGGCGUGUUUGUAUCGGACAAGAACGCAGCGCAGUUGGAGACGUUGCUGCAGAGCGUUGUGUUCUACUCGACCAACUCCGACGCCGCUUGUCAGCGCACUGCCUUUUCGAUCUUGCACCGCUUGGUUGGCUCGUGGGCCGGUUCGACUGCCGCCAACGGUGCCUCGUCCACCGCCUUGCCCGGCUUCGAGAGGUUUAUCUACGAAACGCUCAUUGGGCUGAUUUUUGAAGCACCGGCAAAGGAAAGUUUCGACUUUAGAGACGCUCAAGCUCAGAUUGUCUUGGGAGAGAUCGCUACGCUGGCCAAGACGAUUUACAGCAAGAGGGGAGACGAGAUGAUCAACUAUUUGCUGCAGGUCUACUUGCCGGGUAUUAACUGUCCGCCUGAACUGGCUCAGGAUUUCGCACAGAACCUCAAGACGCUCGAAGCGAAGCCAUUCAAGAAGUACCUAGAGGCUUUCAUCACCAAGUCUAGAGGCGGUUAG
Sporisorium graminicola is the source of this 3321-nucleotide messenger RNA. RefSeq lists its product as uncharacterized. The record is from RefSeq and is a predicted model, not a curated record. Gene Ontology annotation, molecular function: small GTPase binding; tRNA binding. The transcript has a single exon. Gene Ontology annotation, biological process: tRNA re-export from nucleus. NCBI's taxonomy places the organism in Eukaryota, Fungi, Basidiomycota, Ustilaginomycetes, Ustilaginales, Ustilaginaceae. Gene Ontology annotation, cellular component: nuclear matrix; cytoplasm; nuclear pore. Bases 1 to 3321 code for a protein of 1106 amino acids.